AUUGACAUGAUGUGGAGCAACAAGUCGAAUGAGGUGCCUCUACAAAACCCGAGGCAUAACCAAAACAAGGAUUCUACCAGAGAUCUAACUGCAGCAUGGGCUACUUUUUCUCAGACUAAGGCUGCUCUACGUCAUAUAGAGAACAAAUUGGAAAUAGCUCCCACCAGCACGGCCGUAUUCGAUUCUGUCAUGGAUGCCAAGAAGCCCUCUGCUAGUGCUAGCAGGAAAAUAAGUAGAAAGGCUUCCCGGUCCUCCAGUCAAAACAAAUCAAGCAAGGAGAAGUCCUCACGCAGCCCUCUUCGAGCGACCACUCUUGAAAGCAAUGUGAAAAAAAGCAAUUGUGUGGAAUUUCGUGAACCAUUGGCUUCAUACAGGGAUACAUAUAGUUCUCUGGCUUAUCACAGUUCUAGCCAACUUGAGACCAAGCAACUGCUCUCUAGUUUGGACCUCAGUGAAGCAGAAGGGAAGACUGAAAUAACAGGCCGUAUGAUACAUGACGGAGAUGAACAGGAUCUACACAGCAGAGAUUUUGAAAGCCCAUGUUCUUCUGCUGCAGAUGAGACCAUUGUUAGGUAUUUGAAUGACCGACCAGCAAUUGAUGCCUUGCAGAAUAAUGAGGCAUUUCUUAAAGUUGCAACACCUCCAAGAUUGGAAGAGGAAAAAACUAGUGGCUCCAGAGGAGAUGAGAGUAGCACUAAAACUUCUCAGAGUAACGCAUCCCAGGACAGUGAACUGAAAGUGUCUUCCCCUUCUGCCACAAGCACUUCUAGUGCUCAUAGGCUGGAAAUCUUGAAACGGCGGCAGCAUGAUGCUAAGUUGGAGAAACUGAAGGAGCGGAUUCGAAAGCAGUGGGAGCAUUCUGAAGAGCUAGGUGGCAGAGGACAGCACUCGGGAUAUGCUGAGCAACCUGUCGUGAUCACAAAUGCGGAGAAUGUGGUGACUCCCAAAGUCAGGAAAGUGGCAGCUGCACCUGCUGCUCCAUCAUACAGAGGUUUCAAUCCUGCUGAAACAAAGAUUCGCACUCCAGAUGGAAAGAUCUGGCAUGAGCAAGAAUUUCACAUUAGUCGGGAGCUGUAUAGAGAUAUAGCACUCCAGUUAACAGAGGAUUCAACAGUGAAAGGAAAACCUAGUGAGAGAAACAAAGAGAGAAAAGCAACCAGACCAGUGCGGAAAGUGCAAAAACUGACACGGUUGUCGAGUCCAGAGUCCAAACAAGGUGGAAACUAUGUAAUAAGUGCAUCCUCCUGGCGGGAGGGACAAAAACUAGUAAAAAAGAUACUGGGUCCAGCUCCCAGAAUAGAACAGGACAGAAGAGCUGUAUCUAGUGACAGAACAGGACGAGAGAGAGCUGCCAAGUCUGCAGGCUGUAUUGGAAGGACAGGUUCAGAUUCUAGACUGGAUGUUACCCAUAAAAACUCUUCAAGAAGUUCUGAAAGGUCAAGAAGUAAAGUACGGUCUGAGAAUAAUCUGAAGAAACUGGAAGCUGCACUUCCAAAUGAUAACCAAGAAGAUCAUGGCUCUGUAAAUAAGGACUUCCUGCCCGUGGAGAUACGUGGAAUUCUCGAUGACUUGCAGUUAGAUUCCAUGAGUACAAAGCAAGAGAAAGAUGUGGAAAAGCAGAAUCAGAAAUCUGUUUUGCCUACUCAAAAUGCCAGGAGCCACAGUCCAACCAAAAGGAAACCGGACAAGAUAGCUGCCAGUGAGGAGCCUCAGGUGAUCUCUAAGAAACGUCACUAUGAUACAGAUGAGGUUCGUCAGUACAUCAUCAGGCAGCAAGAGGAGAGGAAGAAGAAGCAGAAUGAAGAGAAGAAAGCACAAAAGGAGGCAACAGAACAGAAGAACAAAAGGCUCCAAGAGCUCUACAGAAAGCAGAAGGAGGCUUUUACUAAAGUGAAGAAUGUGCCUCCUCCUGAGCCUUCAGCAGCGAAACGGUUACAGGAAACCUAUUCUAAACUAUUGCUAGAACGUACAUUUUUAGAAGAGCCACCUCAGCUGCCUACGGUGCAGGAAACACAGCCCAGACCUGGUUAUCAACCGUCUGGGGAAUCCGACAAAGAAAACAAGGCUCAAGAGCGUCCUCCUAGUGCAUCUUCAAGUAGUGACAUGUCGCUUUCAGAACCGCAGCAGCCGCUACUGAGGAGUGAUUUGAUGGAGCCUCCAUGGGUACAGCCAGACAGGUUGAGCCCAAGAGUCCAGCUCUCUCACCCGCAAGCUCUCAUGGGCUCAAGUGGAGGCCCUUGUUCCCAACACUGGAGUCUGGAGCAGAUGGACCUUUUGUCAAAGGAGUGUGACGCGAUGUUGGCAGGCAGGAGGAGCCAUGCUGUACCCAUGGGAUCGCUGACCUUGAUGCCUCAGCCGUACCUGAAUUCACCUGCUGCACAGCAAAAUCUCGUGGUAAAACCUACUGCUAACCAAUAUAAGAGUAAAUUAGAUCGGAUUGAAGCUUUGAAAGCUACAGCUGCUUCCCUUUCUAGCAGGAUUGAAAGUGAAGCCAAAAAGUUGGCUGGGGCUGGUAUCAAUUAUGGUACCUUGUGGAACUCAGACCAUGAAUUUAUGCAAGAAAACCAGGAUGAUGGGCGGUGGGCAAAGGCUGUGAGUCCUCCUGUGAGAGAGGAAAAUGAAGAUGCUUUUUCAGCCAGAAUUCAAAAAAUGUUGGGUACCUGUGUGUCUCAUACAGCCUUUGAUGACAGCCUUCCUGGGGUAGGCAACCUUAGUGAAUUUAAAAAGCUCCCUGAGAUGAUCAGGCCUCAUACUGCUGCAGUCAGCCUUGGAAUGAGGUCCCUUGCUGCUAAGAGGCAUGAGGGGAUACUAGGACAUUUAUCUAAGAGACAGACUGACUCCCCGGGCCGUGAAAACCAGGCUUAUGCUCUGAACAAAGCUGUAAUUCCUCAUGAGUCCAGCAUCGACUCCAUCAGCGAAGGGCCUCUACUGAGUGACGGAAGCCUCUCUGAAGAGGAAGGAGGCCAGCACAAACAAUUGCCACUGAAGAUGCUGGAGACAUUAAAAGAGAAAGAUUUCUGCAUUCGGGAGAGAAAUGCUUUUGAGCCCAUAAAGGAGUUUCAGAAAGAAGCUGAGAAGUAUUUGCCACUUUUCACUCAGACAAGUGGUGCACACAGCAAGGGGCCAUGGGAAGAACUGGCGAAGGGAAGUCCCCACAGUGUCAUCAACAUCUUUGCGAAAAGUUAUCAGCUUCAUGGAAAAGCGUUUGAUGAAAGGUCGAAUGGAGGAUCUGCCCUUCUGCGCCCUUUACUCCCUGCCAUGAGCCCUCCAGAGAGCGUGGUUUCUUACGAAGAUGAUUUUGCCUCAUCGCAGGGAAGUGGCACUUUAACAGACAAAAAGAUUGCACGUGACCUCAGUGUUGCUGGCAGCAGUAAUUCAAGCAUUCAGGAAGAAGUUCCUAGUAGGAAGUCUCCCCAUGAACCUCGAUCUGUAGCACUUGCUUCUCAGCAUUCAUCUGGACCACGGUCUGCAGCAUCUUCUCGCUCAUCUGCUUCCUCUAAAAAGAGAGGGAAAAAGGAACGGUUGGACUCUUUCAAUGGAAGUUCUCACCACUUUCCCGUGGAAGAAGAUAAAAUGUUAUCUGAGUUAGAGUGGGGAUCCCAACAGGCAAAGAAGUCCUUAUCGAGUAGCAGAGUUUCUAAUAAAGAUCAUGAGCAGAACCCAGAUACAGACAGCACACUGGAGAACUUGUCUGGACACUCCCUGAUGAGUUUCUCAGACAAGGGAAGAUCCCAGAAGACAUCGACUUCUUCCCCAUCUCCUGGUUCCCAAAAAAUGUCACAGUUUGAUUCUAUAGGCAAUACAGCAGAAAGAGUCAAGUCACCUGCUGGCUUUUCUGGAAGUACAGCGUCAGGGCUGAAGCCUAAUGUAGCCUUCCCUGACUUGAGUCUGGGAACUAGUAGGUCUGUAGCAGGAGCAGCCUCAGCGAGCGGAUGUAUGCGAUUCUCCCCUGCUGGUCUUCAGCAUCGUUUAUCAGCAGAGUUGAACUACCUUAGUGCUAUUGAGGAGUCUGUGCGACAGCUUUCAGAUGUAGAACGAGUACGAGGCAUAUCACUUGCCCAGCAGGAGAGCGUUUCUUUGGCUCAGAUUCUAAAGGCACAGCAGCAGCGCCAUGAACGGGACUUAGCGCUUUUGAAAAUCAGGGCUGAACAAGAAGCUUUAGAAAGUCAGAGACAACUGGAUGAGGCAAGGCAGAAGGCAGCUCAGGUAAUGCUGCCCUUCAAAAAAUGUGGAGUGUGUAAGAGGCAAAAUGCUGUCCAUGCAGAGUCACUGCAGCAUCUGGUCCAGUCACGGCAGGAGGCUGUACAAGAGACCCCAUGCAAGGCUGCAGCCAAGCAGGCAGAAACUGCACUUCUCACUACAGAUGCAGCUCACCAGAUCCGUGAGAUGUCAGAGUUAGCACGAACCCAGAUCUCAGAUCCUGUGAGCGCUCCAGCUGCUCCAGUCACCACCUUGUUUGACCACCAGCGGCAGCAUCAUUCAGAGUUUAUGAAACAACUGAGAGCCCGAACUGAUACAAACAGGAUAUGUGAGUCUGGUGCCAUAUCACAAGGUAAAGAGGAGACAGGUGACUCAAAACCGACAUACUCACUGAUGUUUGAUAGUUAUUCAGAGUCCUCAAGGUCAAAGGUUCAUGAUCAGAGUAGUACCAGCAGCCGCCAAGAGAGUCCUUCAGUUCCAUCUUCUAAGGAGAAUGAGAAAAAGCUUUCCCGUCGUGAAAAGAUAACUAGCAGUAUUGAAGAGCAGGCUCAUACGGGUAUGGAUGAUUCCUUGCCGAGUGAUAGUAUCUUAUCGCUGCCAGACGAAAAAGAUUCUGCUUCUGUUGCAACAGAGUAUUCCCUGAAAUUUGAUGAGUCCAUGACAGAGGAUGAGAUUGAGGAAAAGUCUUUUCGGUCUUUGCUGCCCUCUGAGAGUCAUCGCAGAAAUAACUUGGAGAAGAAGCGGGGUAAUCGUGAUGAUUCUGAUGAGGAAGUCUCCCCAGAAAAAACAGCUCUGUCAUCUAUCAAGGAGCUAAGCAUGCCAUUCUCAGGGGGGCAAGAUAGUUUCUCUAAAUUUACCAUGGAGAUGGUAAGACAGUACAUGAAAGAGGAGGAAAUGCGAGCAGCUCAUCAGUCCUCACUGCUUCGGCUCCGGGAGAAGGCUCUGAAAGAGAAGACCAAGGCUGAAUUAGCUUGGCUGGAACACCAGAAGAAGCAUUUGCGAGACAAGGGGGAGGAUGAUAAAAUGCCUCCUAUUCGAAAGAGGCAGCGUGGUCUGCUGCUGAGAUUACAGCAGGAAAAGGCAGAAAUUAAGCGUCUUCAAGAGGCUAACAAGGCUGCUCGGAAGGAGAGACAACUGAUCCUUAAACAGCAGGCAGAAAUAGAACGAAUCCGUCAGACUACAAUGAAACUGCAGGAAAAACUGAAGUCUGCAGGAGAAAACAAGCUGGAACUUCACAGUGAGGAUGACAUCAAGCAGAGCAAUGGUUCUAGCCCACUUCCAACUGAUGCAGAAACACGCAGCCCUUCCCCAAUCUCAAUCUCCAGCAGUGAGACUAGUAGCAUUAUGCAGAAACUUAAAAAAAUGCGCAGCAGAAUGGAUGAAAAACACUGCUCUCCUGUUCACUACUUCUUCUCUGUCUUUACGUCUCACCACUGGGCCUCUCUCAGUGUCUGUUUUCCCAACCUCCACCCCAAAUUCCAGCUGUAUAUCUACAACCAAUUGGUCAGGUUCCUAACUAAGCGAGAACAGAAGCUGAUGCAGCGUCGACAACAUGCUGAAGAAUUGUUGGAGUGGAAACGCCGCCUGGAUGCAGAGGAAGCAGAAAUACGGCAGAUAGAAAAGCAGGCUCUAGCUGCCUGGGACAAAGAGCUGCUCAAAGCCAAAAUAGCCAAGAAAGAUCUGGGGGAUCAGAGGACUGAGCCCAAAGAAACAGCUAGUGAAGAAGAGUCUCCAGUGCCUUCUUGUUCUCAUCUGAACAGUGAAAGCUCUAUCCCAGAAGAUCUUGGCAGUCUAGCUGCUGAGUCUGUCCCAUCAGAGACUAUGGGCCAUGGACAGCCAGAAAGCCCAGAUCAGAAUACAACUAAUGAAGAAAUGGUUUAUUCUGAAGAGUUCAAGUCCUCUACCUCACCUGGCAAACUUUCUCCUCCCAAAAGCAGCAUAUCUGUAUCAAAGCAAGAUUCCAGCAAAGGCAGCCAUAGAACUGGAGGACAGCUACGUUCACCUGUGAAGUCUCAUCAGAUAUCUCACAACUGGUCUGAUGAAUCUUUAUCUUUGACACAGUCAGAAACCACAUCUGAUCAAAGUGACAUUGAAGGACGGAUCAGGGCCCUGAAGGAUGAACUACGGAAAAGGAAGUCUGUGGUUUACCAGCUGAAAAAGGAACAGAAAAAGAGACAAAAGGAGAGACUGAAGGCCCAGGAAGCCAGUUUGAUCAAACAACUGGAGUCAUAUGAUGAGUUUAUUAAGAAGACUGAAGCAGAGCUGAGCCAAGAUCUGGAGGCAUCACCCACAGCCAAACCUCAGAUUAAAACUCCAUCCUCAGCUGCUGCUGAAAAACCUAAGAUCAAGGCACCACCGCUUCAUAGGCCUGAGACAGCUAAAAACUGGAAAUCACUGGCUGAAUCAGAGCGAUCCAGAGCAUCUUUGGAAUCCAUUUCAGAACAUGCAGAUGCUGUGUCAUCAACAACUGAGAGAUCUGUGUCUGUGCACACCAAGAAGGUGGCUGUGACAGAUGUUCAUGCAGAAGAACCUUCUGGAACAUCUUCCUCGGUUUUAAUGUCACCAAGGAGUUCCAGAGCAGGAUCGGGUGAUUCCUUAGAUAAUGUACCCCCAUCAUCUCUUCUCAAAGACGUGAAAGAUGUUAGCAGGAUAUCCCAUGGGUCAAUGAACAAUGUGGUAAAUGCAUCCAAUGAUGAGGCUGCCUUCAGUCAUAAAUCUGAGAUACAGGAAGAUUUGGAAUACAUAAAGUCCAAGGAAUAUGAGAUUGAAGGUUCUCAUGUUAAGCCUUUGGAGAGUUCUGAUGUCUUGCUAACAUUAGAUAAAGAACAGGAGAGCUCACUGGACAUCCUUCCAAAGAAAGUCCUCUGUUCUGAAAACGAACUCUCUCAGAAGGAACUCUUUGGUUUGGCUGUGGAAAGUCUUUGUGAUACGGAAGAAAUCUUAGAACAGAGACUGGCAGAUAAAGAUGCUGUAACUGGCCCAAGUGUAGAAGAGUCUUCUUCCAAACUGAGCAAAUCAGCAGAGGAAAAAGGCUAUCUGCUUUCAGAAGAACGUUUUAGUCAAAAGGAGCCAUCAUACCUUGAAGACUUUGAAGGAUUCUCUUCCAGAAAACAAGCGUCAGUUGAAGAAACACUUCCUGGGGAAUGUUACAAAGAUGACUUUGAAGCAUCUCUUCUCUCUUCUAACGGGGAUGCUCAGUCUCCGACAGAGCGGUCACAGCACACACAAACCAGCAGAAGUAGAUCCACCAGCCUUGGCAGUGAUGGCGAAAUCAGUGAAUACCUCAGUGACAGGUCUCUCUCUCUCUCUGGCAGCAUGCAUUCAGAGAGGUUACUAGAACUUAAGUCCCCAACAGAACUUAUAAAAAAUACUGAACGCAGAGAUGUGGAGCAAGAACAGGCCCCUACCGAAUCACCGCUGUGGACCUCUGUUUCGAUCACAGAAGAAACAGAUAGUUUGCCAAAUUUCAACAUUGGUGAUAGAGUACUUGUGAGUAAAGUCCAACCUGGAACAUUGCGAUUCAAAGGUCUGACUAAGUUUGCCAAAGGGUUUUGGGCUGGCGUGGAGUUGGAUAAACCUGAAGGGAACAAUAAUGGAACUUACGAUGGUAUUAAAUAUUUUGAUUGCAAAGAAAAGCAUGGUAUUUUUGCUCCUCCUCCAAAAAUCUCUCACAUUACAGAAAGUAUUGAUAGCCAUUUAGACACAAAUAAGGAUGAAGACUCAUUCUUCGAUGAUAGACUGGAGAAGCAACACAAAGCAGAGCAGAAAGACAAAGGAAGUUCCAAACCUAGCAAGGAAGAUGAACCCCAGAGCAGAGAUGCAACAGAGAACUAUUCCCAGGAUAAAGCUCCUGCAGACACAGCUGUUUCAGAAGCCUCAGCUAGGGAAAGGGUUGAUGAAGAGGCUUCUAAGGCAAACAGCAUAAAGGAAAUUUCUGUAGCUACUGAAUCACUUGCCCAAGAACAGUCAGUGGUGGAUUAUCUGAAGCAUGCUGUAAAAGAGGAGGCCAGCCUUGCUCCUCUCAUUUCUGGUGUUGUGGAUGAGAUUUCCACUGUUCAGUUGGAUGACGUCUCAGAUUUUCUUUCUGAAAAACUGGAGAGGCAGAAGACGCUGGGGGAAGAAUGUGCUGAAAAUUUAGAUGAUCUCUCUCCUGGAGUUGUGGAGAAGCCUGCAACUCCACUUCUGGAUUUGCUAACAAAAGAAAAGAACCAGUUAGAAGCCCAGCUUAGACUACCACUUGGAGAGGAAGAAAAGUCGAAAGACCAACUGGAAAAGGUCAGUUUACUGACAGACAGUCUACUUAGAGAUUUUGUGAAAGACACCGUCAACCAGCUACAGGAAAUAAAGAAGGUCAGGAAUGAGAAAAUCCAGCUCAGCAACCAGGAGCUCUGUGAUGUGAAGGAGGAAUCCAGUACCCCAUCCCAGCAGGUAGAAAAGCAGGUUCCCGACGGACUGAAUAACUUUUUUCUAAGUUCCGAUUUGGAAGAUGAAAGAGAAGAACUUUCCUCUCCAGACAUGUGUCCCAGACCAGAGAGUCCAGUGUUUGGUGCCAGCGGUCAGGAAGAGCUUGCCAAGAGACUGGCAGAGCUGGAGCUCAAUCAGGAGCUCCUGAGUGUGCUGGGAGAUGAUCAAGACUGGUUUGAUGAGGACUAUGGCCUGAGUUCCCGUAAGGUCCAGCAGAAGCAAGCUGAGGAACCAGCAGUGCUGCCCAAGGUAGAACCGCAGAAAGUGCCAACAAAGCCGUGUGAGGAGCCUUUGGCGGUCCCUCAUACUGCAGUGGAGGUGGAAGGUAUGGUGCAUGCAGCAGCUGAGGAACUCUGGAAACAGAAAGAGCUGGGUCAUGAUCUUCAAAGUUUCGGCCUUCAUACAGAUCUUAGUAGUACCCUCAAAGAGCAGGACACAGACACGAUAGACAAGCAGGUUUAUAAAAAGGUGGUAUUUGAUUUAACAAAAGAGAUCUUUGGGGAAAUCUUUGCGGAGGAUCCUAAUCUAAAUCAGCCUAUUUGGAUGAAACCGUGUAGGAUCGCAUCUGCUUACUUUCGCCGAGUAAAAGAUCCAAAUGAUCUGGAUGAAAUCAAGAGCUUCAUUGCAGCUGAAGUACUGAAGUUGUUCAGCCUGAGGAAGGAGCCUAAUCACAAAACAGACUGGCAGAAGAUGAUGAAAUUUGGGCGGAAGAAACGAGACCGAGUGGAUCAUAUACUGGUGCAGGAACUUCACGAGGAAGAAGCACAGUGGGUGAACUAUGACGAGGAUGAACUGUGUGUAAAGAUGCAGUUGGCAGACGGGAUCUUCGAGGCCUUAAUCAGAGACACUGUUGAGGUACUGAACCAGAUAAAUGAGAAACAGCGGAGAUUGCUGCUUGUGUGACAGUGCUGAAAAUAAACUUACAGCUGUGUAACCACUGAGUCGCAGGCCUUUCUGACUCCUGACGUACUCUCCACCCUGCAAGUGCUGCUGCUGGACUUCCAUGCGUGGGUUUUAAAGGCAGUUCAGAUGUGAUUAAAGGAACCUGAAUUCGCAUCUACUGCCACUAGAGACCUCGCACCGGAUUUGUUGUUUGGAACAAGCUGAUCCCUCACUAGAGGCUGUAUUGUGGAGUGCUCAAGACUGUUCGUGUGCCAAUGCAGUUAUGCCACAUAACUGUCAGCAGCUGUCUGGGGCCCCAGCCUGGGGCUUUGACAUGUUCAGCUUGUGCUCUGAAAGGGUUGGGUUAAGUUGGGAUAUUGGCUGCUUUGCUGGAAUGGCUGUCAGCCAUCAGUACUCGACUUGUCUUUAGAAAUGUGAGUAAUUUGGAGAAGAAACGGUUUGGUCAGGUUUUAGUCAUAAAUGGAGACUUACUGUACUGAACAGUGUUAUAAUCUUAACACCUCUUCUCCUGCAGCCCUAACAAUGUGCAUCAGUUUCUUCUGCUCCAGAGCCCAUUUAAUUCCCUUCUCUGUGAAGUUGGUUUUCAUCUUUCUUCUGUGAUGUGGUACCAAGGAUGGUGCCAGCCAGUCCAGGGAAAUUAGAUGAUGUUGCUUUCUGCAUUCAAGUAAAGAAUUCUUGCUGCUUUUCCUAUGUAACUUGCUUCAGUCCCGAGGUGGAGCAAGAUAAAGGCCGCCUAAUGUCAAGUGCGAAAGAUGAGCCCGUGGACAACUUUCCUCCUACCGUGUAGCACUUCUUCUCUUCCUGGAGCACCAGCUGCUCCCAGAUAAUGGAUACUCAGGAUUUUCUCAGGCACGAGACAUGCAGGAGUGGAAAAUGUUUCCUCACAAAAAUUUGGCCUUCAAUUCCUCAGCUUCCUCCCUUACUGUCACCUAGUUAAUCGGAGAAGCCGUUACUUGAACAAUUUAGAGAACAGAGUGUAUUCACCAAAGAAAGCGGUGUCCAGUGCUUGACUGUCUGCAUGUUUUGUGCUUGUGGGUUUUUUAUUUAUUUUCAGGUAAUUUAUUAAGUGGGUUACAGGAGAGUGUCCUGUGCAGUUGGCUGCACUGUCUUAUGUUUUGAGACAGCCGAACUUGAGAAAGCAUCUGUUCUAGAAACUUCCAGAGCCCCAUAUUCGCACAAAACCUCCAGCUUCUUGAGACAUAUACGGGGGGGGAAGAACCACCAAACCUCAGUGACCGGGGUGGGAAGCAAAGGCAGGACUAGGAACGUGCCUUCACCACACCUGGUUCAGAAACAAUGGAGAGUUGAGGGGACUGAGCUGAAAAACGAUGUGAAACUUCCCUGCUCCAUCUGUUUCCUUCCUUUCCCAGAACUUCUAGGCCAUUGGCAGCUGUUAGUGGUUGAUUCAGUGCUGGGUUCAACUGCAGUGUCCUUCUGCUGAGUGCUCAUUUCUAACCUGUCCCUCCCGUUCUUGUGUUUCUCUUGGAGGAACACAGACAAUCUGGGGUCGAAUGUUGAUGCCUUAAUAGUGGAUGUCCCUGUUUGCUAACCUGGGACAAGACCCAGAGGAGAGUCACAUUCUCCAGACACACUGGAGUGCAGAAAGACACUUUGAAGCCCUCAGAGGUGCCCCCAAGAUGCUGCAGCCCACAAUAGGUGUGGCGGGGAGAUCUCUAUCAUUUUGUUCAUUUGCUUGGUUCUUGGGCUUCCUGCUAUGCAUACCUCUGCUACUGCUCCAUUUUGUUUUCUCUUUUCCACCUUUUUUUUUUUUGGAAAGCUAUCAUUGGAAUAUUUGCAUUUUGCACAAUGACACACAGCUGGUGAUUCUUC
Aptenodytes forsteri (emperor penguin) is the source of this 11397-nucleotide messenger RNA. It is a transcript of the gene CEP350, whose product is annotated as centrosomal protein 350. Gene Ontology annotation, cellular component: centrosome. Bases 7 to 9567 code for a protein of 3186 amino acids. The transcript is spliced from 38 exons. Gene Ontology annotation, biological process: microtubule anchoring. Lineage: Eukaryota; Metazoa; Chordata; Aves; Sphenisciformes; Spheniscidae. Gene Ontology annotation, molecular function: microtubule binding. The record is from RefSeq and is a predicted model, not a curated record.